Messenger RNA from Achroia grisella, 1397 nucleotides. RefSeq lists its product as uncharacterized. The record is from RefSeq and is a predicted model, not a curated record. Lineage: Eukaryota; Metazoa; Arthropoda; Insecta; Lepidoptera; Pyralidae. Gene Ontology annotation, biological process: DNA integration. The transcript has 2 exons. Gene Ontology annotation, molecular function: nucleic acid binding. The coding region runs from base 134 to 1249 and encodes 371 amino acids.
CCAAAUUUCUUACAAUAAAACCCCAUUAAAAUGCCCCCUUUGUUUUAAACACCAUCUAUUAUAUACAUGUGAAUCUUUCAGAAAUCUAUCUAUAGAAUCACGAGUUUGUAAAGCAAAGGAACUCAAUGUGUGUAUGAAUUGUUUACGCACAGGUCAUAUCACAUCAAGAUGUAGAUUAUCACGCUGCAAAUAUUGCAAAGGAAAGCAUAAUACUCUCUUGCAUGUAGAUGACCAGACCAUGUCUACGUCUAUUAAUAAUUCUAUGCCUAGUAGUAGUAGUAGUGUCGCCCUUCCUAUUGACAUUGCCGGUAUUUCUUCUACUAAUUGUCCAACAGGCAAUGUCGCUUUAUCUUGUGACACUAUCAUACAGAAUACUACUUCUUCUAUUUUACUGUCCACAGCUAUGGUGAAGGUUGUGAGCGAUGACGGUGAGAAGUUCGACGCCAGGAUCCUACUCGAUAAUGUCAAAGCCGUGCACAUCGAGCUCGUUACAGACCUAUCAAAAGAAGGGUAUAUGUCUGCUUUAAACCGUUUUGUGGCUCGUCGAGGUAAACCUCAAAGUAUCUUGUCUGACAACGGUACUAACUUUGUCGGCGCCUGCAACGAGCUACAAACGUUUUUACAGAAAUCUGAUAUUUCAUACGAGGUCACCCAACAGGGUAUUGAGUUUGCAUUCGCUCCUCCCUAUUCACCACACUUCAAUGGUAUCGCUGAGGCAGCAGUCCGUUCCACCAAACAUCAUUUAAGGCGAUUACUGCAAGUAGCUCAUUUUACGUAUGAGGAGAUGGCAACAUGUUUGACUCAAAUUGAGGCAGUUUUAAACUCACGUCCAUUAACCCCUAUUUCCUCUGAUCCUUUAGAUUUAACAGCCCUAACUCCUUCACAUUUUUUAAUUGGACGACCACUAAUGUCGGUUCCACAUCCACAAGUAAUUGACAUCAAAAUUGAGCGUCUGGAACGCUAUCACAGGGUGCAGCACAUCAAACAACAUUUCUGGCAAAGAUUUCACCUCGAGUAUAUUUCUCUACUCCAACAGAAAACCAAGUGGACGUCUUCAACUGGCCAGCUGUCUGCUGGAACACUCGUCCUAGUAAAGGAUAGAGGACAACCGCCGCUACUGUGGCUCCUGGGGCGCGUCACUAAAGUUUUCCCUGGCAUCGACGGGGCCGCACGCGUGGCCGAACUGAAGACCAAGAAGGGAACAAUUUUGAGGGCUUUCAACAACCUCUGCCCUCUUCCUGUUUCUUGAAUACUUCAACCCGAGGAGGAUGUUCGAGCGCUAUCGAACAUGAGUUAUUGACAGCCGCUAGGCCGGGACACCUUUCACUUUGCCUUGCGCCUACGACGUCACCGCACGCGUACCUUAUUAAUUAGCUAAUGUUCCUUGUAAUAUUAUA